UAGGUGACGGUAAUGCAACAUUUUAUUGGACGCCAACCGCCCUUAAACCUCAUCGAAGAAGAAGAAGUGGCUAGCUUUUCACAGGUAUGGCGCGAGACAGCAAGUGCACUGGAAUCUGUUGAAAGCAAACUGCGAAGUGAGAAACGAGAGAGAGAGAGAGAAAAUGAAGUUCCUACACACGUGGAUUAAUUUAUAUCACUGUAGUUAUUUUAAAGCGAUUCUGCUUGUCGGGCGGCUUUAAAACUAAAUCAUAAACGUUCGUUGAGUUUGACUCUAGUGGAGAAGCUUGCUAUGCUCACGCACACAAACAAAUGACGGAGAACAACCCGCUGAACGUGCUGAGACGGUGCACACCUAUCGACGGAGAACGGACGAAUGACAUGGGAAACAUUUUAGAAACACCCUUUUUUCGUCUAAUUUAUUAUUACACAAGUUAAACUGGUUGGAGAUCAAAGACGCUAGCAAGCUAUAUUUCGAACGUUUCGAUAGAUCAUUUGUAAACGGCACCCCCCUCCCAUCCAGGAUAAAACCAUAACAUAUAUGAUCAGAUUGAGGAAUGUGCGGCGUUAAAAACAUUUGACACGUCAUUAAACCGUAUAGACACGUCAUUAAACCGUAUAGGAGUAUUUUAGUCUCUACCAAAAGCAGCUUCCUCAUUAUCUACAGAACUGUCAACAGAGCUAGCAGCAGUUUGUCGCUUUGUUUACCUCGCUACUGUAGCUAGCUAGCUAACGUUUUGAGAGCAGGCUGCACAGUUGGAUGGAUAACGUUAGCUAACCUAGCUACAAACUAAACGUGGUGCCACCACUGGUGGGUAAUGCUUGCAGCCCCUCUGUAUGACAACCACAGCUGUUGGUUGUUGGGACGAGCAAUUUGAAUUGGUCCUGAUUUAUUUGACUGGCUGUUAGGAAAGCUUCCAAAGAGCGAGUGCCAACGGGGUCGUCCGGUUUUCAGCCAGUCUUCAUUGCCACUGGGGUCACCAUGGCACAGCAGCAGAUGCCAAGCUCUCAGAAGGCACUAAUGCUUGAACUGAAGUCUCUCCAAGAGGAACCAGUGGAGGGUUUCCGCAUCACACCAGUAGAAGAGUCUGACUUGUACAACUGGGAGGUGGCCAUAUUUGGACCCCCCAACACACUUUAUGAGGGAGGAUACUUCAAGGCACACAUGAAGUUUCCAGUUGACUACCCCUACUCUCCACCUACUUUCCGUUUCCUCACAAAGAUGUGGCACCCCAACAUAUAUGAGAAUGGGGAAGUGUGUAUCUCCAUCCUUCACCCCCCUGUUGACGACCCACAGAGCGGAGAGCUACCCUCUGAGAGAUGGAACCCCACCCAGAAUGUCAGGACCAUCCUACUGAGUGUGAUCUCUCUGCUGAACGAGCCCAACACCUUCUCCCCGGCCAAUGUCGAUGCCUCUGUUAUGUUCCGCAAGUGGAGAGACAGCAAGGACAAAGAGUAUGCUGAGAUCAUCAGGAAGCAGGUAGUGUCCACUAAAGUGGAGGCGGAGCGGGAUGGGGUGAAGGUCCCUACCACGCUGGCGGAGUACUGCAUCCAGACCAAAGUGCCUUCCCACGACAGCAGCUCGGACUUGCUUUACGACGACCUCUACGAUGAUGACAUUGAGGAGGAUGACGAGGAAGACGAAGAUGAUGCAGAAGCUGGGUGCCAGAUGGCCGGAGAGGAGGGGAACUGCUUAAUUGACGAGGAAGACUCGGGCAACGAAGAGUCAUGACCUUCCUCCUCUCGCUUUUUAUCCCGCUCCUCCCCACACCCUUCCUACCAGUGACUCUGCUGCAGCCUCCUCCUAUCCUUACUUUCUGAUUCCUUACCACGUGCGCACACACACACUCUUGCUCGAUCCAUCCCAUUCUUGACGGCUUCCCAUAGCACUUAGCAUGCCCAUAUUCUAUUAAGGCGCUCUACACCUGAAGCAGGGAUUUUUAACAGCUUUAUGGGGGUCAGAUUUAAUGGUUUUAUUAUGGCAUUUCUCUUAUUCAGCCAUUUGAGGGGUCAGUUUUAAACAGUUCAACAUAAUCACAUGCUUUAUAAUGACACCAAUCUGGCUUGUAUGCUGUCUACCAGUGUUGCCAACAAUUUUUUUGCGAGAAUUCCUAUUGGCUGCUUGAUUUGUCGCCAGAUGAUGUUUUGCUGUUACCAUGACAUUUUCUCCCCAGCUGCACACCCCCUCCCCUUAUGCUUCUGUACCUGUGUGUGCGGUGUUGCUGUGAAUUAUUUUGCAUAGGCAGCUUUUCUCACUUUUGUUUGUGGAAUUAUUUAGUGGGAAAAGUCACUAAAGGGUAUCAAAACUCAUCUCCAAGGCAGCCUGAAAAGUAGCUUAAUUUGUCGCUAGGCACUUUGACAAAUAAAAGUUGCUGUGGGGGUCUGAAAACUGACUGAAUAUAGCGACUUUAAGUUGGCAACACUGGUUUCUACCCCUCCCAGGGUUAAAAUACACUCUCAAACUAGUUCUAAUUCCGUUGUGUUAAACCAAAUUGUAUUCAAACGUAAAACCACAAUUUAAAUGAACUCUAAUUUGUUCUUAAGCUAUGGAACAGGGUGGUAAGAUGCACUCAACUAACAUACCCCUCUCUUACUCUCUCACACAUCAGUUAAAUUAAUAAACAAAAAACUUACUCUUUCUGUAUUGCCCUGGCAUGGAUCUGAACACCAAAAGGACUAUUUUUGCUUGGUUCCUCAUAUUUCUCUGAGUCAUCCACUCAAUCAAAGAUCGCUAGCAAAUAGGAAGGGUUGGGCACUGACUCCCAACAUGCAUCUCUUUGAGUGGAUUCAUCUCAACAUGCAUAUUUUCAACCAGAGACUGUAGAGAAGCAAUCUCUGCUCCAACUUCUGAGGUGAAAUGCACCUGAAACUGAUAAAGGGUUUCUGAGACUGAUAAACUGAUAAAGGGUUUCUGAGACUGAUAAAGUCUCACGCCUGAUGUCACUAAACUCUUGUGCUCUCAAACAAGAUGCUUCCAAAUAUUGGUACGGUACCAGCGAUGGAUAAUUUCCAUGGGGACUGGACUGGCGACAUGGCGUUGUUUCCUUGGUGACUGAUUUGUAACAACCCAUUCUUUCUAUGCCUAUGGGGGACUUGAACACCAGGAGUGAAUGAGACAAGUGGACCCCUCCACACCACAGAGCGUUGGAUCCAACAAACUGCUCUGCACAGAAAACAGCACUGAGAGAGGCAACACUGCUGUUUCAAGUAGAGACAAUUUGUUCUGUUAGUAUUUGCUGUAGUCAGUAAUCUCCCGUUCAAGGUUUGAUGAAAACAUCUCUUUACCCAGAAACACAGACAAUGAAUGCUGGAUCACCAUGGGAAGUGUUGGCCAUUCCAUAACUCUUUGUUACAGCUGAGGUUUGGGGUGUGUCACCUUCCUCUACUAAGGGUGUGUAUAAGCAACAGACCUGGGUUCACAUACUAUUUGAAAUCAUUUUAAAUGUCCCAAAAGUGCAAACCCAGACUUGAAAGCAAACUAUUUGAUUUCGAAUAGUAUUUGAAUGCAGGUCUGAUGAGCCAGACAUUGAGGUUACAAAUGCUUGGGUAUAAUGGAGUGAACUGAAAGCCACUUAAUGUCUUUGAUUUUUCAUUUGAGUUUGGUAGUCCUCAAGUGGUUCCAAAGUAAAUGUGAUUCAUGAUGUUUUUGUUGCCAAAGAGAUCUCCUCCCAGUGCCAGUCACAGGCCCUUGACCACAGAUGGGUAAUCAUUACAUAGAAAAGCAUUCCGUUUGGGGACACGUAGAGCGCUUCAUAACCAUUAUGAUCAUUUAUUAGAUAUCUCAAUUAUGUUUAAUUUUAAUUUAAGUUCAAUAAUCGCUUAGAGACUUUGGGCUUGAUUCAAUCAAAUGCACAGGGCAAUAUUUAUGCAGUAGUAUGUAGGCCUAAACAUAGUGGGUAAACAAAGAUAUUGUGUAAACAUUGCUAAGGCAGGGUGGCUUGGAUCCGGCCCUUGGUGUCUUUCAGCUAAUGUUAUGUGCUUGUUUUUCGGAGUAGAAAAUUCACCUUGUUUUUCAUGGUCUAACUGAACUUACGUCAUGAACGUUGACUGAAUAUAAAAUAAGCUUUCUUUUGUGAAUCAAAGGCUUUAUAUUUGGGUUGUUUGUUGCACAAAGUCAAAUAAAUACAGAGAGCACUGGAAAUUGUCAAA
Oncorhynchus kisutch (coho salmon) is the source of this 4148-nucleotide messenger RNA. Its product is annotated as ubiquitin-conjugating enzyme E2 R2. Lineage: Eukaryota; Metazoa; Chordata; Actinopteri; Salmoniformes; Salmonidae. Bases 982 to 1731 code for a protein of 249 amino acids. The transcript has 5 exons. The record is from RefSeq and is a predicted model, not a curated record.